AUGGCCACCCUCAUCUGGCUGACCCUUCUGGGGUUAACCCUCCACGUCCAAGCCAAAGACGUCUUCGCGCACUUCAUACUGGACAACGGCGCCAACUUCUCCCAAAAACACUGGCAACAAGACUUCCUCACCGCACAAGCGGCCUCCAUCGACGCCUUCGCCCUCAACACCGGCUACGGCCCCUCCAACACCUACACCCUCCUCAACGACGCCUUCACCGUCGCCGCCACCCUCAACUUCAAACUCUUCCUCUCCCUCGACUACUCCGGUGACGGCCACUGGCCCCCGGACCAAGUGAUUAAAAUCCUCCAGAACUAUUCCUCCCACCCCGCGUACUACAAAAUCCCGGGGACGAAUAAAUCCCUCGUCUCCACCUUCGAAGGCUACGAAUCCCUCAACGACUGGACAAAUAUUAAACAGAAACUCCCCGAUCUCUUCCUCGUUCCGGAUUGGUCCGCGCAGUCCCCGUCCUCGCUUGUGCAAGACGAUGUCGUCGACGGGUUACUCUCCUGGGAUGCAUGGCCGUAUGGCUCCGAACCAAUGAACACGUCCUCCGACGAGAAAUACAUCUCCCCCCUGAAGAGCAAAAAUAAACCCUAUAUCAUGCCCGUCUCACCCUGGUUCUACACCGACAUGGUCCGAUACCAGAAGAACUGGGUCUGGCAAGGCGACGGCUUAUGGUAUACGCGCUGGAACGAGGUAUUGGAAUUAGAGCCGGAGUUUUUGGAGAUCCUGACGUGGAAUGAUUUCGGGGAGAGUCAUUAUAUUGGGCCCCUGCAUGAGAAUGAAUUGGGGAUUUUUAGUUAUGGGCAGGCGCCGUUUAAUUAUGCUGAGGGGAUGCCGCAUGAUGGGUGGAGGGAGUUUUUGCCGUUUCUGGUGGGGGAGUAUAAGAAUGGGUCCGGGCAGGGGAGGAUUCAGAGUGAGGGGGUUGUGGUUUGGUAUCGGUUGACUCCCGCGUGGGCGUGUCAGGCGGGGUUGACCACGGGGAAUGCAGUGAGUCAGGGGCAGCGGACGUUGCCGCCGGGAGAGGUGUUGACGGAUACGGUGUUUUUUGAGGCCCUGUUGGAGAGUAAUGCCCAGGUGGAGGUGAGUAUUGGGGGGAAGAAUCAGAGUGUGGAUUGGAGUGCCACCCCGGAUGGGGGGAGGGGGAUAUACUAUGGGAAUCUGCCCAUGGAUAAUCGCACCGGGGAGGUGGUGGUCACCCUGUCGAGGAAUGGACGGUUGGUGGCUCAGAUGAAUGGGGAGAGCAUCACGACUAAUUGUCCGAAUAAGUUGACGAAUUGGAAUGCGUGGGUGGGCAGUGCCAUGUCGAAUAGCUCGAAUGCCAGCGCGUCCAAGGCGUCCGUGUCGGAGAACGCAGGGGCUGCCACGGGGGGCAGCUUAGGCUGGUUCGGAUGGUUGCCGGGGUUGGUCUGGCUG
Molecule: messenger RNA, 1419 nt
Organism: Aspergillus ibericus CBS 121593
Lineage: Eukaryota; Fungi; Ascomycota; Eurotiomycetes; Eurotiales; Aspergillaceae
Product: glycoside hydrolase family 71 protein
Exons: 2
Biological process (GO): mating projection tip cell wall disassembly
Molecular function (GO): glucan endo-1,3-alpha-glucosidase activity
Source: RefSeq, a predicted model, not a curated record